AUGCCUAAACGUGGACAAACAUUGAAAAACGGAGCCCGUGAGUUAAUCAUCAAGCUGCAAGAUUACUUUGAGCGGGAGCGGCAAAAUGGCGGACCCCUGUUACCUGUCGAACAAGUACAAGAACGCGUCUCUCAGGCGCUUGGAGUUAGCAAACGAACUAUUCUAUUAUAUAAAGAACGUAAGGAUAUUGUGAGCCUCUCUGUUGAACGAACUGUAGAAAUGGCUUGUGUCGAGCUCGAGCACCUCAUUGUUGUAAGUGUUUACAGACCCCCAUGUGCUACUUAUGACCAUUUUGAAAGGAUUGUGGAAGAAGUUUUACUCAAACUUAGUAAACAGAACAAGUCUGUUGUAAUGUGUGGAGACUUUAAUAUCAAUUUCCUUGAAACUUCUUCCAUUAGUAUUAAGUUUCGCUCAUUGUUUAAAUCGUAUAAUCUUGUAAAUUUAUUCUUAGAACCAACACGUAUUGCUGGGCCUAGUGCGACCUGUAUAGAUAACAUUUUUACAGAUGUUAAGCCCUUGCAUAAAUCAAUUAUUCAAAAUUUAAGUUCAGAUCACUGUGGAGAGUUAGUAUCACUACCUUACAUACACAAAAAACAGAAAAAUAAGAAAGUUGUGUUUGUUCCAAUAAAUGAACAUCGCUUGUAG
This is a messenger RNA of Parnassius mnemosyne (clouded apollo), 645 nucleotides long. NCBI's taxonomy places the organism in Eukaryota, Metazoa, Arthropoda, Insecta, Lepidoptera, Papilionidae. The record is from the annotation of a GenBank genome assembly.